Messenger RNA from Xyrauchen texanus (razorback sucker), 3815 nucleotides. RefSeq names its product zinc-alpha-2-glycoprotein-like. Gene Ontology annotation, biological process: immune response. The transcript is spliced from 6 exons. Bases 166 to 1668 code for a protein of 500 amino acids. The record is from RefSeq and is a predicted model, not a curated record. Lineage: Eukaryota; Metazoa; Chordata; Actinopteri; Cypriniformes; Catostomidae. Gene Ontology annotation, cellular component: external side of plasma membrane.
GCAGUUUUAAAAAAUGUUGAGGAAUGGUCUUACAAAUGGGGUUUUAAAUUCUCAGUGGAGAAAACCAAAUAUAUAUUUUUUACAAAUAAAAGGUCAAGUAUAGAUCUAAAGAUUAAUUUAUACAACAAAGAGAUAGAACAAGUUAAAGUGAUAAGAUUUUUAGGUAUGUGGUUUGAUGAAAAGGUUACAUGGAAUGUACAUAUAAAUAAGAUGGAGGAUAAAUGUAAGAAGAUUUUAAAUGUAAUGAGGUGUAUUUCAGGACGAGAAUGGGGAGCUGAUAGGGUUGCAUUAAAAACAAUUUAUUCAACAAUGAUAAGAACAGUAUUAGAUUAUGGUUGUAUCGCAUAUGGAACAGCAACUAAGUCACAGUUAGGAAAAUUAGAACGAAUUCAAUCACGAGCUUUGAGAAUAUGUUGUGGAGCUUAUCCUUCCUCUCCUGUUUCAGCUUUACAGGUGGAGAUGGGGGAGAUGCCAAUUCACUUAAGAAGGAAACAAUUGAUACUGGCAUACUGGGUAAACCUUAAAGGGCAGAAGGAUAGUCAUCCAACAAAAGUUUCCCCAGAGAAACACUCACUCCACUGUCUAUUCACCGGUCUUUCCACACCGGACACAUUCUCUGGAUCUGUGUUCAGUGGUUUGUGUGUGUAUGACGAUAUAAAGAUCAUUCACUACAGUAAUGAAGAACAAGACUGGAAGAUUAAAAGUCAGAAUGCAGAAAUCCGGGGUCAUUUAAAACUUUAUAAAGACUGGUUUCAGUUUUAUCCUAAAAAUCUUCUAUUGCAGGUUAAUAUUCUGUCAAACUGCACAAACUACAAGUGUUCUGAGCUUCAUUUACUUCAGAGAAGAGCUGGAUGUGAUGUGGAGAAACUUAAUGGAACAAUCAAGUAUCUGACUGUGUUUAAUGAGUAUCAGUAUGAUGGAGAAGAUUUUAUUGCCUUUAAUUUUAACACAACACAGUGGAUCAAUACAAAUCCCAAAGCCAAAGAAACAAAACUGAAGUGGGACAGUCAAACAACACGAAACCAUGUCAUCAAGGAUCAACUCAAGAUCUGCAUGAACUGGAUCUCCACAUUUAAUAAUACUCAAAGAACUCUUCCAGAUGUUGAGGUGUUUGCUGUUGAAUCUCCUCAAGACCAAAACAAGUUGAUUCUGACCUGUCUGGCCACUGGUUUCUACCCCAAACACCUGGAGAUGAAUAUGAUGUUGAACGGCAUUAAACUGGAUCAUAUAAACUCUUCUGGAAUCAGACCAAAUGGUGAUGAAACCUUUCAGCUGAGAAUCAGUGUGGAGAUCCACAGAAAUGAGACAGAGGGUUUUGAGUGUCAUGUCAAUCACAUCAGUGUAAAAGAGCCAGUUAUAUCAGAAUGGGAUGGAAAAUGCAGAAACUGCAGUGAAGCAUCUAGAACAAAUAUUAUAACAAUCAUAGCAGCAGUUACAGUUACAGUGUUCAUGAUCAUGAUUUGUGUUUAUAUCCACAAAAGAAAAAUGUCUAAUGUCCAGUUAAACUGUAAUGAGUCUGACAGAAGAGAGAAAAGUGACUCUGAGAUGACUGAACGACUCAAUGCUGCUGAUUCACCUGAGAAUGAUUCAUCAAACACACUGAAAGAGAUCAUUCAGGUAUCUCCACGUCAGAUUCAUGGACUUUCUGCAAGCAGAGAUAGAAAAUGAUUUUAAUGAAAAGCAGAUUGGACUGUGAUUUUAACUAUUUUGCUGUUUUAUUUGGAUCAUUUCAACAAUAAUUAACAACGAGUCUCAUUCACUAACAGUGUACAUGCAUAUAUUUGUGUGUAAAAUCUCUCGACAAAACAUUUUAAAAAAUACUUCUCGAUUCAUCAAUAAAUUCACAGUAAAUUUACAACGAACUAAAACUACAAAUACAGUGUGCACAAUGAUAGGCCCUGUUUCCUUCUGGUUCUGUCGUGCGUUUCCAAUAAUUCACAGAUCAAAUAUACAGGAUAUAUUUGCUUUUUAAAUUUUCCAAUCUGACGGUUAUUUUCACUUAAAGUCGAACAUAACCAGCAAAGUUUAAACUUGUUUUAGCACAGCGGUUGAUUGACAGGUGAGUGUUGGCGCUUCACUGCUGUCCGGGACGACACACUCAAAUAGUGUUUCACAUUCAAAUGUGAUGUUUGUUUUUGACUUCCUCCAUAUGUGGAUCUAUUGAUCUGAUCACAAAAUGUUUUAGACCACGUUUACACCUGUAUUUAUUGUUGACCAUAUGUGAUCAGUUCCAAUACUCCCGGUGUCCUUAUAAACAUGGAAAAAAGCAAAAAUGAAUCUGUUAAUUAUUAAAUAUGAUCUUAUAUAAAUGACUAACACACUCCUUCAUUUAGAAUAAUCCAGAUUCAUUAACAUCUGCAUGAGGGUAAGAAUAAAUUGGCGUGUACAUCUGUCAUGAAUCCGGCUGAAAUUAGCAUGAGAACUUUUUCUGCUCUCAUAAUUACUCAAAAUCCACAUAAUUAUUAGUGAAUGAGACCCAAAGUUUGUUUGAUCAGUCCAGAUUAUAAGCUAUCAUGAGUUAUUUCAUACUUUACAUUCAAAUGUUCAAACUGCUUCAAACUUUAUUUCUCACAACAAUUUUAAGUAGGGAUGUCCCGAGACCAAUACAGAGUCUGAUACAGUCUCUCCAUAUCAACAGUUUAUUUCAAUUUCACCAUAAAAAUGGUGUGAAUUAUUAUAUUAUAUUAAUAUGACAUAUCUUUACAGUAGUGAUAUAUUUCUGUCAUUUAUUUCUUAUAAAUGUGGGUUUUAUUUUAACAGUGUUUUUAUUUUGAAGUGUUUCUGUUGGUUUGAUUAAGACGCUCUGAUGUUAAGACGGCAGAUUCACACUCUGGAAAAGUCGGUCGCUACGUGACUCAAAGUGAUUAUUAAACCAGAAAAGACAGUUAUUUAAUUAGAAUAAUUUGACUGACCAAGAAAAAGUGAUCGAUGUAUGUUUGUAUUUUCAGUUCUUGUAUUAACAGAUUUAAUCUUGACUUCUCAAUCACAUACUUUAUUUUCAUUUGCACUGUUAAAACUUUUAGCAUUAGUUGUUAUUCUAAAGUCUUUUUGACAGGUUUUACACUGCACAGUUUAUAUAAAAAUAUUUAUCUCUCUGUUAUGUCCCUAUGUAUGUAUGUGUAUGCAUGCUUGUUUUUUCUUUCUCUGUUUCCCUCUUUCACGCUCUCUGAUUAGGUUGUUCUUAUUGGUUCUCUGAGCUGCCAAUCUUCAUUUCCUCGAUGACAUCAUCUCCACUCUCCACCAAUGGAUAGCACUUCCUUUAGCUGCUAUUACAUUUACAGUUAUAAUAUUGCUGUUAAACAGAUUCUCCUUUUAUGUGAAUUAUAUUAAUUUAUGAAAAAUUAAGAGUUUUGCAAAUACAGAUUUAUUCUGGACACAAACUGUAGGGAAAUAAUAUAUUUGAUUUGUUCUUAUAAUGCUUAAAACCUCUACUAAAGUCUCGUUGUAGCUGAUUUUGACUAGAAUAUUCCCAUUGCAUUUAAACACGUGACCAGCAGAUGUCCUCCACGUGCAGUGUUUCAAACCCUUCAUUUUAAAUAUGCUUCAAUAAGUUUCAAUAUGAUUCAUUUCUCCCAACACUGACAGUCCUUAAUUAUUCACUAUCAAACAUGUAAAUGCAUUGUUUCAUUGAGUCAUUACAUAAGCAGAUCUUAGUUCAGUCAAAUAUCAUAAUGCCCAACAAUAAUAAGGUUAGAUGAAUAAUGAGGUUCAUUUCUGUAUAUUUGAAUGUACUUCACAUAAUUCUUUAAUUGCCCAUGUUUUAGAUGCUUUUGUGUGUUGUUUUAAUCUCAAUCAUAAAAAACAAAUAAUCUGAA